CAAGUUCUGGAUAACGUUUUCUUACUCAAGUUAUGCGGUACCCCGGAUUUCACCCUAGGUACCGUAGAACUCCCCUUGGUCUUUGAUAUUUUUCUCACAAAAUAAUUAGUAGAUUGCACUAUAUCAUGAUGAACCACGGCUUCAAUGCAAAAAAAAAAAACUAAAAUUGAGUUAAAAAUGAAGGUGAUACAAACUGAUACUAGGUGGUACAUUUAUUUUCCGAAAUAUAUUGAAAAUAAACAUUAUUUAGAUCAGCGAGCCCGCUCCAUUUAUGCAAAUAUUUUUGAAAUCCAAAUCAAAACAAAGAAGAUACAAGCCAAUUAAUUGUUAAAGCAAAUUCAAGAUGUGUGUUCCAAUCUCCUUUGACAUGGAGAUGAUGAAGGGAGGGAAAAUGAAAAUUGCGAAAGAAUGCCAAGGCCACGGAAGGAAGGCGGUUUGGUGCAUGGAACUUGGCAUGUAUAGCCCGAAUGAUCUGCCUGCUAUUGAUGCAUAGUGGACCUGUAUGGGUGGCAUGGAUAAAGCAUUACAAGGUGAUAUCAGGGAGUAUCUGGAUUAUGAAAGUUAAUCCAAGCAAUUUCUGGGCCUGGUGACGUGCUUUCAAAACAAGGUCAGUGCUCCAACCUCACUUAAAAGUGCAUGACUAGGGUAGCAAGCGUAUGCAUGUUUUCAAAGUUUCAAUAGUGUUAAAACAUACCGAGAUUGUUUGGGUAAGGUUGAUAUGACAUAGUCACAAAGGAUAAGCUAUUGAAAAUAGAUGAAAGCUGUAAAUGGUUUGUGUUUACUGUGUAAUAACGAGAUCGAGAUCGUGGAGCAUUUGUUGUUUAUGUGUCUUUUCGCUCAGCAGGUACUGGCAGCCCUAAACUUCACGACUCUCUUGUGUUAAGGGACUUGGGAGGCUACUCUUGUCGUAGGUUAUGAGAUGUUCCGGCUACGAACAACAGCCAGAAGGCUGACCGGCUUAGUAUGGUGUUUGAGUAGUGCUGGUUUAUGAAGGGAGCAUUGUAAGGAAAACUUGGAAUGACAUAAUAUGUUUGAGUGGAAUUGUAGGAAACCCACAUCUAGGGUGUUUCAGGUUGGGUUCUGAUCUUGGGCCCUGUUCGAUUAUUUGUAACGAUUAUAACUAAUAAAAAGGGAAUUAGGAAUUGGAAUUGGAAAUUAGGGAUAAGGGAUCGAAGAAGGUAAUUGGAGAAGAAUUGGAUAGAAUGUUCGGCGGCCUUUGGGGAAGAAAAGGGUCGAGAACUGAGAGGAAUAUGAGAGAUUAGGGUUAAGAGACAUUUCUUAAUAUUCUUCUCCGUCGAUAAAUGACAUAAUACUACAUGAUUACUACUAACCCUAACAAUAAUUAUCCUACUAUUAAUCAUAAGAGAAACUCGCGCAAUUGGGUUUCUUACAAACCACCCCCCUUGAUAGCAACAUUGUCCUCAAGGUUGCAGUCAACUCUUGUUUUCUUGACCUUCCACUUUUUUCGUUUUCAAUUGUGCUCACUCUCCCUAACGAAUUCCUCUUCGACAACUCUAAAGCCCCUCGAUACUUCUCCAAUCACGUGACACAUGUAAAAUUGUCCAUAUCUAAACAUUUCUUCGUCCUCUUUUUCAAAAUUCACAAAAUAAUAAUUAGAGAAUUGUUCUUCCUUGUGCCCAUUCUCACUAGCCACAUUGAAAUCUUCAAUGGAAUUCUCCAUAAAUUCCGCCAUGUGCAUGGUGGUGAAGACAGGCCCUUUUGUGAUUCACUCUUCUGCAAGUGAGUUUGGGCUAGGCUCUCUUGAAAGCCCAUCUUCUAUUCCAGCCAACCCACUUCCUUCUUCCUUUAAGUUCUCUCCAUGCAAAAUAGAUCCAACAAGACAUCCUAUUGGUUGCGCAAGUUUCUCCUGAAAUCUCGGCCCUUUCCCUUGAAACCAACUACCCUUUUUCUUAUUCAACCACAACAAACUUUGUCUUGGUCCACUUCCUUUUUAGUUGGGGUCCGAGAAUUGGCUUAGUAUGCUGAUUCUUAUGGCUCAAAACAAGCAAAGCAACCUUCUUUUCCUCUUCCCAGACUGCUCCCUCUGACCCAAGUAGGCACGUGGUCCAAGAGAUUCAGCCCACUAUGGUGGUUAGCUGUUGUGCUACGCAGCCCACGUUCCAUGAUCUAGGUUCUGCAAGAAGAGUGGUGUCGCCCUCCUUCUUCUCCUUGUUCAUGGGCAGCUACUCUGUUUGGUUCUCAUCGGCGUGCAACUUACCAGAUGAUGGGAAUGUGGCUCCGUGGUCAUUGCGAUGGGUUCGCCCGGACAUCCGUCGACGUGAUGAAUGAAGCAAGUUCAUUGUUGAUAUUCCUCGCUAGAUUCCCCUUCAUCUUAGUCGUGUUUUCCUUCCUCAGCGAGCAGUCCACCACGCGAAUGUGUUGCCAUUUUGGGCCAAGCUUCUCAACCUUAGUUUUGACUUACUGUUGGUUGACAAAACGAGGGAACCUACUUCCGAUUGUGAUGUUUCUCGCUCGACUCGCGGAACUCUGUCAACCUAGUAAUCCAUGGAGCUGUCUAUGCUCAUUGAGUCCAUUGCAUACUUUGCAACACCGGUGAGUCAACCUGGCAGCCCAUUGCUUCCUGUUUCUCGCAUUGUUAGUGGCUGACAAGGGCAGAACGAUGUCCUUGGUAUCCUUUUCGCCUUCGACGGGCUUCUUACAAAUCAUCAUCGACUUCUCUUCAACACACCGCAUGACAACUGCUCUUCAAUUCUUCCAUUUCCCAUAUGCAGAACCAGCUCCAGUCCUUCACUUCUUCUUCCUCAAUUUCCAGGAACAGCUCUUUCGAUGAGGAUCAUGCGCAAUACUUCUGAACUUUUAGACUAGGGGUGGCUAUACGGUCUGUUCCGGUUAAAUUGGACCAAAUUGAUCGGGUCCUUGUCCGUCUUUUCGCGAAUAUAAGGACCAAAGAUUGGAUUGGAUACAAUCCGGUCUUGACCCGGUCCGGUCCCAAUUUGAUCUUGAUUUUAGGUGUUGGGGGUCUCUUAUCCGUUCUGUAUCCGAGUUUUUUUUACCUCAAAUCUAAGCCCGAAUAUGAGAUUGGAUUGUUUGUUAUCCGGUCCCAGUCCGGUCCCGGUCCGGGUUAUAUGGUCCAGUUUUGGGUAAAACCAAACAGUCCGGACCAAAUAGCCAGCCCUAUUUUAGACCAAAUUUAUGAGGAAAAAUCACUUCACUCGCUCUGUUUUUGCUUUCCUUGUUGCUUAACUAAUAGGUGUUACAGUUGAAGUCACAUGCCUCACCUGUGGAGGAUGGAGUGGCGGUUCUUCCCCGACAACUCUUGUUUGGUUGGUCAAGGUUCAUUGACAAUCUCCACCUCCCUCUCCUUGUCUUUGCUCUGUCUCUCUCCACCAUUUGUCCUCGUCAUGCUUAGCUGUAGCUUGCUCGUCGUUGCGUCUUCUUUCCGCUCGGCAUGGCAUGAUCCUUCUUCCCUGGUCGGUGUCUCAGCCGCUGGUAACUCCUCCAUCCUCGCCACCGUCACACAUGGCGUGGUCUAAUCUCGUUCGAGCUUAGCUCAAGCUUGUUCGAAAUCUGCUCAUAAUCUUCUUAUGAAUUCCCCGAUUGAGAGUUGAAAGCUUGACAUAGUUUCGGUACAGGUGCCUACAACCAUGUCUCUGAUACCACUGUAAGAAACCCUUUUCUAGGGUUUCUCAGGUCGAGUUCGGAUCUUGGGCACCCGCGAUUGUUCAUAACAAUUAUGAUUAAUAUAAAGGGAAUUAGGGAUGGGAAAUUGAGAUUAGAGAUUUGGGAUCAAAGAACAUAAUUGAAUAAGAAUUGGGAUAGAACGACAAGCGGCUUCAGGGAAUAAAAGGGUUGAGAAUUGAGAAGAAUAAAAGAUAUUAGAGUUA
Molecule: messenger RNA, 3845 nt
Organism: Linum trigynum
Lineage: Eukaryota; Viridiplantae; Streptophyta; Magnoliopsida; Malpighiales; Linaceae
Source: the annotation of a GenBank genome assembly